Messenger RNA from Auanema sp. JU1783, 2670 nucleotides. The record is from the annotation of a GenBank genome assembly. NCBI's taxonomy places the organism in Eukaryota, Metazoa, Nematoda, Chromadorea, Rhabditida, Rhabditidae.
AUGUCGUCCUCACCAGUGACCGGUGCAUAUUCCGUACGCGACAUCAUUGGCAGAUAUGAAUCCGAAGAAGAGGAGUUCUUACGUGAGCUCGAGGAUAUGCGACAAUCCAUUCAACAAGCUGAACAGGAAGAAGACAUACCACAAGACCCAGCACCCAUUCUGAGUGUUCUAUGCAGCUUAGUUGACGAAAUCGGUUCUUUGCGUAAUGAAAACCGACAGCUGAAGACUCGUUUGGCUCCAGGACCAAGUCGGACCAAGAAUAUGGUACAACGUAUGUCAGCCAUCUUUGAUAAUCGAACAAACUUCCUUCCAAAACUUCGAAAACACACUACGAACAGUGAAGUACGUUUGGGAGCCCGAGAACGAAUGUGCACUCCGCCAAGAAAAGAUUGCUUAACGACAUCAUCUAUCUCAACUGAUUUGUCGGUUGAUUCUCGGACAAGAGGAGGUGGACCUCCUCUAGUUCAGCCUGAAUUAUCUGACAGUGAUUUGGACGACAACAUCUUCUCAGAUGAUCACUCUUUGUACGAUCAACAACGCCGUGGAAGGAAUACCCAGCGAAGAUGUGAAAUGUCCUUAAGUGAAUGUACUUCGCCGUCAUCAGCUUCUUCUAGUCGAGACCCAAGCGAAGGCAUGACUUCAAGUCGAUUAUCAUUUCUGGAAAUGUUUGGAUUACGAGGGAAACAAACUGGGAUUAGUCAUCUUCCACCUGUUAAGCCUGCAAUGAAAAAACGAAAACGAAGAGUUUCACAAAAUGACAUAAACGAAAAUCAUCGCACUCGUCAACUUCAUAAACCAAUUCGUCCAGCUUCAUACUAUGUUCGGGACGAUAGCGAAGACUCGGAUAAUAUGAGGGCUCGAAGAGAAACGAGUUCGUUUCUAAGCGUUAAUCAUGCUUAUUCGAGUAAUGAAGCCAUGUUGCGAGUAGAUCGUGAAGAACGUUUACGCCAUGAGAAGGAUGGUCUAGCUGCUGAAAUCGAAGAAUUAAAAACAAGAAACCAGCGAUUAGUUGAGCAAUUACGAGAGAAAAGUUCGCAGAACAGUAAGCUUCAGGUUCAUAUAAACCGCUUGGAACAACAGACUGAUCAUCUAGUGAAACGAUGUACUUUCAAUGAAGCGUUGGAUAAGUUGACUGUUGAUGAAAGAUUGACUAAAACAUCAAUUUUAUUUUUAGAUAAGAUUGAUGAUAAUUUGCGGAAGGUUGAUAGCCGAAUGCAAGCUGCACGAAUAGAAUCAGCAAACCAACACCAGAAGACGUUGAACAAGUCAGCACAGGAGAGAGCUGUACAUCAAACAUGUUUGGAGCAAUUAGAGAAAGUACAAAAAGAAAAUUUUAAUUUAUUGAAAGAACGUUUCAAAGAAUGUGGAUCUAUGGAUGCUGUUAUUCGACGAAAAAUUGAUUCAUUACCAUCAUAUGAAGCAUUGUACUCAUUCACAAGCGGAAUUGUACGAAAGCUGAACGAACUACGGUGGACUGUCCUAGAAAAGUCAUCGGAAGUAAACAAAGCAGAGAUGGAACUGAUUGCAACUCAAACUUCUCUUCUGAUUACACAUGCUCAAAUUGAAAGAUUGCGUAUUGGAUGUAAAGCAAAGAAACGAAGGAGACGACGUCCAGCUUCUUAUCAUGGAGAACACUAUUCUGAAAGACUUAUUCGUAAUGAAUUCAACUUCUAUUUGCCAUUCAAAUUGCAAGGCUCUCGAAUUGAAAAUAUGAGAAGAGCUCAAAGGAAGAAUGUUGAUGACGUAUUGGAUAAAUCAAUAGAAGAUGAAUUCUUAUCAUUAUUUGGCUCAAAUAGUAGAGGUCAGCAAGCUCAAGUUGCUCAAGAGAAACAUUCACAGACUUCUUAUGCUUUACCUACUUCUCGAAUUGAGCUGAUGAUGAGAGAAAUGUCUGGAGGAAGACAAAGAAACAUUCAGCUCUCACCCAUCUAUGAUCAAACAAAUUAUAGUUCAUCAAGGCAUGAACGGCGUCCAAUAAGUUUGGUUGAAAUUGAGGAUGGCAUCAAAUGGCCACGUUUCGAAGAAAGUAGAAGAAGUAUUAAAUAUGUUCGCGAUAUGAAUUCUGACAAUGUGACAGCACGUGAUCUACGAUCAGUGGUCAGUUCACUACAAGAUGUGCAUACGAUACGAAGUCCUAACUCGACUCCAGUUAGUGGACGUCGGAUGUUCGCGUCAGAAAAGAGGUGUUCAAGUAGAUUGCAUGAUUCACUUAAUGACCAACCAGUUCGAGCCCGUAAACUAGAAAGAGGAUUUAGUUCUGAAAGUAGGUAUGAUGAUAGGAAUCUGGUAGAACGUCGAGAAGAUGUACUCCGAUUACGUGAUGAGUUAGCUAAAGAGCGUGAAGAUCGAAAGAGAGAGGAAAAGCGUAUGGUUGAUGCUAAACCAGUAGUUCGUCUGCAGCGCUCACAGCCUGUUCAAGGAAGCCGAAUUAGACCGCCGUCCAUAUCCACAACUCAAAUGAAAGCUCGAACACUCGAAACUAAUCAACGUGUAGCAACAUGCGAUGGAAUUAAAAUAAUUGAACGAUCUCGUACAUUAGAAACGAAUGACUCUAAAGAUAAUAAUAAUUAUGCUGUUUGUAAUCCGAUAGAAAUAGCCUCAGGACAUACGAAGCCGGAAAAAACAGAAAAGAAAUCAUGGUUAGAGAAAAUUCGACAAAUGAAAAGAUAA